AUAGACUAUAUAUAACCCACAUAGCCACUUCUCUUUCGCUUUCCUCUCUCUCUUCCGACAAACCUCUGUCUAUUUCCUCACUAUCUCAAACUUAUGCCGUCGGAAUCGAACCAAACCCGACCCGCCAGAGUUCAGGGCUCUACGGCGGCUUACCCACCGCCGAAUAUGGCCGAGCCGCUGCCUUGUCCUCGCUGCAACUCCAUCAUCACCAAGUUCUGUUACUACAACAACUACAACCUCUUACAGCCUCGUUACUUCUGCAAAUCCUGCCGCCGUUACUGGACUCAAGGUGGCACACUCCGAGACGUUCCCGUCGGCGGUGGAACAAGACGGAGCUCUUCCAAACGCAACCGCUCUUUCUCCUCCAACGCCACUACUGCCUCCUCCUCCUCCUCCUCUUCAUGCUCUGCUUCCGUCAUCACGAUGAGUCAAGGAACGGUCACAAACGAAGCAAAGGGUAGUAAUCUGAAUUCAGGUCACGGAAGUUUUGCGUCUCUGUUAAGCGAGCAGAGCGAUGGAGCAGCGUUUCUGGCGUUGGGAAGUGGAACUGGUGGGUUGGAUUAUGAGUUCGGGUACGGGUACGGUUUGGAGGAUAUGAGUAUUGGGUGUUGUUUAAACUGAGACUGUCAAUAAACUAGU
This is a messenger RNA of Brassica napus (rape), 639 nucleotides long. Its product is annotated as dof zinc finger protein DOF1.6-like. Lineage: Eukaryota; Viridiplantae; Streptophyta; Magnoliopsida; Brassicales; Brassicaceae. Gene Ontology annotation, biological process: regulation of DNA-templated transcription. Bases 94 to 621 code for a protein of 175 amino acids. Gene Ontology annotation, molecular function: DNA binding; DNA-binding transcription factor activity. The record is from RefSeq and is a predicted model, not a curated record. The transcript has a single exon.